Molecule: messenger RNA, 1732 nt
Organism: Zea mays
Lineage: Eukaryota; Viridiplantae; Streptophyta; Magnoliopsida; Poales; Poaceae
Exons: 7
Coding region: 230-1321 (363 amino acids)
Cellular component (GO): Golgi membrane
Molecular function (GO): galactosyltransferase activity
Source: RefSeq, marked validated
GCAUUUUGCCAAACCAACGAGCCUCCAAGAGAAAAAGAAGGCGCCGCACCAAUCGCCGCCCCAGUCCCAGGCUCCGGCGCUCGUGUUCCAAACGGCCGUGCUCCCGUUCCACCCACCCCCAUCCCUCCUCCACUCACCCGGCCUCCGUCCGAUCCGCCCACGCAGCCGUGUCGGCCUCGUGCGCAACGAAGACCGGCCGGCCGGCUCACCCGCCCUCCCGCCCGCCGCCAUGCCUGGCUCGCCCAAGGUCUUCUUUGCUUCCUCCGCCUCGCGCCGCUCCGGGGCACUGCGCCGGCUGCUCUCCUCGCCGGCCUUCUCUGCGGCCUGCCUCUUCUUCGGCCUCGCCGGCUUUCUCGCCGCCACGCUCACCCUCUCGCGCUCCCCGUCCAUCACUCACAGCCGCUGCCCCGACUCCUCGCGCCCGCUCUCCGUCUCCGUCGCGUGGGACCGUCGUCCAGGGGAUGGCUCCGCCGCGGGCUCCGCGGAGCUCCCGGCCUCGCUCGCCACCGGAUCGCGCGGCCGUCACAAGGUGGCCUUCGUCGGGAUCUUCACCGGGUUUGGCUCCAUCGGCCGCCGCCGCGCGCUGCGCCGGACGUGGCUCCCCGCGGAUCGCCAGGGUCUACUUCGACUGGAGGAAGCCACUGGUCUGGCAUUCCGGUUUGUGAUUGGGAAAAGCAAUUCAAAGAACAAGAUGGCCGCUCUUAACAGAGAAGUUGAAGAAUAUGAUGAUUUUGUGCUUUUAGAUCUCGAGGAGGAGUAUAGCAGGCUCCCAUACAAAACGUUAGCUUUCUUUAAGGCGGCCUAUGCAUUGUAUGAUUCUGAUUUCUAUGUUAAAGCGGACGAUGACAUUUACUUGAGACCAGAUAGACUUUCCUUACUUUUGGCUAAAGAGCGGUCACAUCCACAAACAUACAUUGGAUGCAUGAAGAAGGGGCCUGUUUUUACUGAUCCUAAAUUGAAAUGGUAUGAGCCCCAAUCCUUUUUACUCGGAUCAGAAUACUUCCUUCAUGCGUAUGGGCCAAUUUAUGCUUUAUCAGCUGACGUGGUGGCUAGCUUGGUUGCAUUGCGAAACAACAGUUUCCGUAUGUUCAGCAACGAGGACGUUACAAUUGGAUCGUGGAUGCUUGCUAUGAACGUCAACCAUGAGAACACACAUGCACUUUGUGAACCUGACUGCACGGAGUCUUCAAUUGCUGUUUGGGACAUCCCAAAAUGCUCAGGUCUAUGCCACCCAGAGGUAAAAAUGCUAGAGCUCCAUGAAAGAAAAGAAUGCACAGGUGGUCCAACUGUGGCAGCUGAGGUGUCCGAGUCUGAGGAUUGAUGAUUCUUGGUUGGGGGACAAACUACGGAUCUGAUAGUUGACCUGUGUCCUCACCCAAUAGAUGUGUUUGGAGUAUUCAUUUGAUUCAUCAGGCGCAAUCAUUGCGGGAGCACUGCUCAAGGAACCUAUAGUUGGCUGGCGUCGUAACCUAGCGCUGUAGCAAAGGCAUUCUCAUUCAGCAUUCUUGUCACAGCAGCCUUCAUUGCUUCUCUUGCAAUUGGAACCGUGGUCGACGUCUGGAACGUUCAAUCCUGUAUCGUAGCAGAAAUUAAAGGAGUUUUGUUGUAUAGAAAUUAGAAGGAAAGAAUGCAUUGGCAAUUAAUUGAUAAGACCAUGCGUACACCUGAUGCUGUGGCUGAUUGAGAUUAGGGAUAUUCCUUGAGGUUCUCUUUUUGGAGUAAAUUAUUUUCU